Colossoma macropomum (tambaqui) is the source of this 3582-nucleotide messenger RNA. It is a transcript of the gene stom, whose product is annotated as stomatin. NCBI's taxonomy places the organism in Eukaryota, Metazoa, Chordata, Actinopteri, Characiformes, Serrasalmidae. Gene Ontology annotation, cellular component: plasma membrane. The transcript is spliced from 8 exons. Bases 96 to 959 code for a protein of 287 amino acids. The record is from RefSeq and is a predicted model, not a curated record.
CCCAUGUCCGCCCCUUCUACCCCGGAUCGUCCUGCCGCAGGAGCCAGUGUUGAGUGUUAGUUCGGAAAGUGAGCCAUGGAGGACGGUGAAAAAGAAUGAUGAGCGAGCAGCGGAAGCGGGAUCGGCAGGCAGAUCACUACCAUCUUACAGUUGCUGAGACUCAAGCUCUGGAGAACUCUGACAGUGACAUUGGUAUGUGUGGGUGGUUGCUGGUGCUGUUCUCCAUCCUGCUGACCCUCCUCACCCUGCCCAUUUCCAUAUGGAUGUGCAUCAAGAUAGUGAAGGAGUACGAGCGGGCUAUAAUCUUUCGUCUGGGCCGUAUUUUGCGAGGAGGAGCCAAAGGACCAGGUCUUUUCUUUAUACUGCCCUGCACUGACAGCUUCAUUAAUGUGGACAUGCGCACCAUCACCUUCGACAUCCCGCCCCAGGAGGUCCUGACGAAAGACUCUGUGACAGUAAGCGUGGAUGGUGUGGUGUAUUAUCGGGUGCAGAACGCCACCCUGGCUGUUGCCAACAUCACCAAUGCUGAUGCUGCCACCCGCCUGCUGGCUCAGACCACCCUGAGGAAUGUGCUGGGCACAAAAAACCUGGCUGAGAUCCUGUCUGACCGCGAGGAGAUCGCCCAUAGCAUGCAGAGCACUUUGGACGACGCGACUGAUGACUGGGGCAUUAAGGUGGAGCGGGUGGAAAUUAAAGAUGUUAAACUGCCAAUGCAGCUCCAGAGAGCCAUGGCUGCUGAAGCCGAGGCAGCCAGAGAGGCCAGAGCUAAGGUGAUUGCUGCUGAGGGUGAGAUGAAUGCAUCUCGUGCGCUGAAGGAAGCCUCUCUGGUGAUAGCCGAGUCUCCGUCUGCUCUGCAGCUGCGCUAUCUGCAGACCCUCAACACCAUCGCCGCUGAGAAGAACUCCACCAUCAUCUUCCCCCUGCCUAUCGACAUGAUGCAGAGCUUCCUCAAACGCUGAGCUCCCAUUUUACACACACAAACAUAAUAACACACAGUAAUAUAAGAAUGUGCAUGGACACCCAGAGGACUUAAGUCCGCUCUUAUGCAACACAUGCAGAUGCAUUUACUGUGCUCCUAAAAUAUCUGACAUGCAUUCAUACACAAACACACACACACAAUCAUACUCUGGCUGUAGUGCAGUGGUCUUUAAUGGAAAUCCUAUUAAUCUGCUUCACAGUUAGCAACAGUGGUCGUCAGCUCUCCUCCUGAAGAUCUUUCCUGAUGAGAAGUAGACACCAACCCCUGUCCUGGAGAUCAACCUUUCUGUGUAGUGGUGCUCCAACCACAAUCGGCUAAACCUGCUCCAAAAAUUAACUUCUUCCGAAGUCCCUGAUUGGCUGGAUCUGGUGCAUUGGUGUCAGGGAAAAGAGGGGCAGCAUGUUAGAUACAGCAGCAUGGAACUAAACUCUGCAGGAAAGUAGAUCUCCAAGAGGGAGGUUGGUGAUCACUGAUGAGUUUAGUUCCACCCUGUAUCUAACAUGGCCCCCGCACCCACAUAUGAUCCACCCAGUCAGGGACUUCUGAAGACGUUAAUUAGCUGGAGCAGAGGUGGCAGAUGGCGAUUAGAGCUAGACUCCACAGGAAAAUAUGGGUUGCAGGACCAGGGGUGCUGACCACUGCCAUAGAAGAACCACUUCUUCUUUUAAAGGAUGGUUCUUUAGAGAAGCUAUAGGCUGGUGUAGAACCUUUGCAUUAUGUGAAGGUCCUUUAAAUCUUUGAAAGGUUCUUCACACACACAAAUCUCCUUUUCAAGCAAACAUAAAGUGGUUCUUCUUGGUCGUUGCUCAAAGAACUGGCGUUUUUAUUAAGAAGUGUUUUUGGUUCCCUGUAGAUGAUUUCAGUGGCUAAAUGAAAUGUGUAAUUGUAAAUAACCUUUUUAAACUUCCUCUAAUAAUGUAAUGGUUCUAUAACAAGCAAUUUUUUCCCUAGAACUACAUAUUCAGGCCACAAACCCUUCAGGAGUGUAUAGGGCAGUGCCAUUUGCUGCUGAGAUUUAGGAUUAUUAGGAUUUCUGAACUGGUGAUGUGAAAGAGCUCCUGAUGACCUUUUGGGUUUUCGCGUGUGUUUAUUCCUCUUGCGUGUAUAUGUGCUUGUUGUGCGUGUAUGCCCCCUUGUGCUUUUGUCAGUGAGAUACGAACAACAUAAAAUGGAAACUGAAUAGCCGUGUAAUCUUGUUUUUCCAGGAAUGGUCUAGCGUUGCAUCACCACUGACAAUGUAUCUGCGUGCCUAUUGUUCUCUCUGAAAGAGCUCUUCUAUUGACCAUAUCUGUCCUUACAAAGCCUUAAGCCAUAAUCAGUCUACACACCGUAAAAUGCAAGUUUUGCUCUUUUGCUUAUUCAGGCUUUUUUUAGAUUUCUUAAUCUAUUAUUAAUAUGAAUUUAAUCAUAUAAUUUAUUAAGCCAUAUGUUUUUAUCUGAACUUUUUAAAAAUUGUUUGUUACAUUUGUAGUUAUAAACAUUAUCCAUGUUUAGGUUAAACAGUUAUUAAGCAGUAAAUGCAGUAUUACAAAGAGAACGGAAGGCUGUUACUGCAGAGUUUUUAUUUUAUUUUAGUUUCUAUGCUGCUUUCAGUGGUUGAUGAUGUUUUCUUAGAUUCAGUUCAUAGAUCACCAAAGAUAUGCAUCACUUAUCAGAGUGUACGUUUAGAAUUAAUGCUAGUGAGGGAGGAAGGAAUAGCCACAUCGUAUGCAUGUUUUGUGCAUUUGUGUAUUCCAGCGAUUUGUCUUUUAAUCAGUCAGUAAUGCCAUAAUCAUUUCACACUGCCAUCUAACUACUAUAAAAUAACUGAAACUACCCUAAAUUUUUUUUUUUUGUCCUUGCAAAUGCAGACUUUACCUUCAGUCGUUAUAGAAGGAAACUCUAGCAGGCCACAUCUGUAUCUGUGUAUGAAUAUGUUGAAUUGUUGAUUUUAUAUAUAUAUAUAUAUAUAUAUAUAAAGUUUGGGACUGCUUGCCAUAUUAAGAACUUUUGUUAUUUUAUGUGCAAUAACAAAAUUUGUGAAUAAAUAUUUACUAACUAUUCGCCAAAUAAUAUUUUUAGAGUUUUAUUCAUUAUUUUAGGAAUUCUCUAAAGAGAAAAGUUCUUAAAUAAUAAGGUAUACUAACCUAUUUACAUGUCAAAUUAGAUAAAUUCUUGAUAUUAAUUUUAUUAUAACUUCAUUCUUGAUGUUAUACUGCUUUCUCAGUCAUUUUAGAAUCUUUUUCGACUCCAUUCAUCACUCUGCAUGCAUAAAAUUCCUUAAUUCUUUAUGUCCUGCUAAUUAUUUGAAAGCUAUGAAGUUGUGCAUACACACCUAUUUGCCACCAAAUUUGAUUUCUAUUAUUGAAAAUGAUUCCAGACCUUUGAAUGGCAGUGUAUGUGUGAAGGUAGCAAGCAGGGUAGAGAAGAUUCAGGCUUGGUCUUUCUUUUCAAACUUCAGGUAUUACAUAACUUUCUUCAUAUUCCUGUAUUUGUAUUCACACCAGAUUGGAAUAUUGUCUGAAUGUUUUACUGAUGUUUUUUAUUUCUCUCAUGCUAAUGAAAAGUGUAUUUUCAUCUGUCUGUAAUCCUGAAAAUGUAAAUACAUCUAAAUUGUUUACCUG